Messenger RNA from Pollicipes pollicipes, 1012 nucleotides. RefSeq names its product Purine-rich binding protein-alpha (gene Pur-alpha). Lineage: Eukaryota; Metazoa; Arthropoda; Thecostraca; Pollicipedomorpha; Pollicipedidae. The record is from RefSeq and is a predicted model, not a curated record. Gene Ontology annotation, biological process: regulation of transcription by RNA polymerase II. Gene Ontology annotation, molecular function: RNA polymerase II transcription regulatory region sequence-specific DNA binding; DNA-binding transcription factor activity, RNA polymerase II-specific; purine-rich negative regulatory element binding. Gene Ontology annotation, cellular component: nucleus.
UCGCCCGUCGCCGAGCGCGGAGGCGUCAGUGCUGACAUGAGUGGCGUGCGCGUGUGACCGGGGGCAUGUGCGGCAGACAGACGGCGCUGUGACACGUGACGCGCCAGCGCCGCCCCUUCAGCCAUGUACCAGCCGCUGGGGCCCCCGGACCCCAUGCCCGGACCGUCCAUGGGCGAGCACUUCUACGAAGGUCAAGCGCCCCACAAUGAAACAGAACUGGGCUCCAAAAUGCUCCAGAUCCAGUCCAAACGCUUCUACAUCGACGUCAAACAGAACCGGCGGGGACGCUUUGUCAAAAUUGCUGAGCGGUUCCGGGACCACCUGUCGUCGUUCAGCGACUACUACUCCAAUCUGGGCCCGCCCUGCCCGGACAACUUCCCCGAGGAUGGCAAACUCAAGUCGGAGAUGAUGGUCAAGGACAACCGGCGCUACUACCUUGACCUCAAGGAGAACUCGCGGGGACGGUUUCUGAGGGUAUCGCAGACGAUCCCGCGCGGCGGCCCGCGCUCCCAGAUCGCCAUCCCGGCGCAGGGCAUGAUCGAGUUCCGGGACGCGCUGACCGACCUGCUGGACGAGUUCGGCACCGACGACGGCGGCUUCAAGGGAGAGCUGCCUGAGGGCAAGCACAUGCGUGUCGAAAACAAAAACUUCUACUUCGACAUAGGCCAAAACGACCGGGGAAUCUACAUGCGCAUAUCUGAGGUGAAAACCAACUUCAGAAAUUCCAUCACCAUUCCAGAGAAGUCCUGGUCGCGGUUCCGUGAUAUAUUCGGCGAGUACGUAGAAAAAAUGCAGGAGGCGGAGCGGGCGGCGCAGGAGGCGAGCCAGCCGGCCGGCGGCAGCAAAUGAGCCGGCCGGGCCGCCCGCCGGCCAGCCGUGGCGGCACGAGACGCCCAGCGGCCGGCCCACGGCCCUCGGCCGCGGCGCAGCGCGGCGCUGGUUCAAUUCGUGUCUUUCAAAAUUUCUGACGAGCGGACCGGAGGCGACGAGUGGCGACCGGGCGAGAGCGAGC